Xyrichtys novacula (pearly razorfish) is the source of this 35193-nucleotide messenger RNA. The record is from the annotation of a GenBank genome assembly. NCBI's taxonomy places the organism in Eukaryota, Metazoa, Chordata, Actinopteri, Labriformes, Labridae.
UUUGACUGUAAACUUUCUGCAUGAGCUCCGUCAGUCAGACUUUCAGCGUGCGGGGAAGUUGGUCCAGCCCGAGUCUGAAACUGGAAUAUUCACCUUUAAACAUGAAACACUGACGGUUGAAGCUGUUUUUUCCUCGGUUAUAGACAGAUCGGUUUAUCUUUUUCAAGAAAUGGAGGCUGUUAGUAAGUGGAGCCCGCAGCAGGUGGUGGAGUGGAUGAGAGGUAAGGCAGAUUAAAGUUGUUCUGUUGGCUGUGUUUGGGGAAGGUAACGGUGCUGUGUGCUUUCAGUGUUAACAGUGAGGGUGAACUCAGAGCACUAAUGUCGUCUGUUACAGAGAGAGAGCUAGGGAGACUUCUCAAAACUACGAUUUAUACUCUUAAAAAAAGCAGUUAAGUAUAAUCUGAAAUAACUCACACUAAGUCAGAGUUAUUUUGAAGAUUUGAUGAGCCUAACCACAUAUAUUGUAUAUUUUUUGUACAUUGUUACAGCUUUAAGGUAUUAAAACCAAACAAUACUAAGUCGUUUUUUUGCUACACAAUUUCUAAAAAUAAAUAAAUAUAUAUAUAUUUUAAUUUUUGAUAGAUUACUUGAACAACCAUACUUCAGUGAACACAUAUAAUAGGGAAAACAAACAAGUUUUGAUGAGCGCAAUCAGAUAUAUUGUGCAAUUUUUGUUCAUUGUUACAGCUCUAAGGUAUUAAAACCAAACAAUACAAUAUAGUUUUUUAUACACAAUUUUUCAAAAAGAAAAAAAAAAGUUUUAAAUUUUUUUGAUGGAUUACUUGAACAAGUAGACUUAACUACACACAUUUAACAGUGAAAACAAAAAAGUAUCUAACUGAACUAUCAAAGAGAGAGUUGUUGUAAUGUAAAGAAAUUGUUUUGGAUGACUACAGGAGUUGCCAAUAACGCUUAAAAUGAAGUUUUUAAAAAUCAUAACCAUUUCCUUGUUUAUCAGCUGUAACUUAAAGCUCCCGUGGGUAGUUGUUGACAUCAAUUGAACAGACUUAAUUUCAUUUUGAUGCAUUUUUAUUGCAAACAAGACCAUCAGCGACAAGAGUGAAACUUCAAUGUUUUUGUUGUUAACGUGGUAUAAGCUGAGCAGCCCUGAAGAAACAGCCUGCUUUUACAUUUUCAACCUCAGAAAUUCACAAUCACUGAUACAUUUGACUGUCAAUUCAUCAGGAUGAGGUUUUUUGUUUAGGCAUGUUGAGGUUAAGAUAAGUCAAGAUGGCUCGGAGUUCCUCACGGGAGCUUUAAUGAAUAAAUGUUCACAGUGUGGAUUGGAUCCCUUUCUUGGGUCUGAGGUUGAAUGUAAGGAACAGUUGGGGAUAAAGAGAGUUAAACAGUAGCUGAGUUCAGUGAAGCAGGUCUGAAAAUGUGCAGGUGUCAUGGUCAAACUGAGAAUCUGUCCACUAAAAUGUUUUCAUUAAUUUUCCAUACAAAGCUUUUACACCCAGUUACACUCCGUCAUCUCUCUAAUGGUGGCUCAUGUUUGUAUGGCAGAGCUUUUAUGUGUUGGCUCAUUGGCAGGCUGCAGGUUGUUACCGUGUUUACCAUCUUUAUCAUAUUUCCUGACCACCAUCGCAGAUAAACAUGAUGAGAAAACACACAGGGCAGCUGGUUGGUAUUAUGAGCCCUUCAUGUGUGCCAGGUAUUCAAAUAUUUAUCAGAGUGUCAUUGAGCAGUAAACCAGCCCGACCAGGUCUCAGAUCAGCCACAGGGUGAUCCUCAGGCUCGUGAUGCUGUGUUGUGAAGAGCGUUUUUUUAAUAACAGAGCCGUUUGGACCUGGAGCAGCAGCUUGAGUUGUUGAUUUUUGAACCUGUGAGCAUGCACAGAGAUUCAUUGAAAGUAAAGCCUUGAAACCUUGAAAAAAAAACUCAUAAUGUUCCCCUUUUUUAAAAAUAAACACAUGGACAGGAAGCCUGAACAUCCUGUCUUUGAAAACCUGAAAAAAUGACAAACAAUGACCUGGGAAGUUUAGCAACAUGCAGGUUGAAUUGACUUUGCUGCAUUGUUCACAUGGACACAACAAACUCCUGUUUAGAUAACGUGAUGUGUGAUUUUUACUGAGAGAUUAAAACUUCUGAACAGAAAAGUACAUGAAUUAGAUUUUUACAGGUGUCUGCUGUUGCCCAUGAAUUUGGCCCUGUCCAAGUAAAGAGAGACUAAAUUUAAUCGGAGUUGAGGUAAUGCUUUAAUAUCAUUGGUUAACACUGCAUGGCUUGGUCUAAGGCCAAUCAUUGUUGUUAAAUUGGAAAAUAUCAUAGAGAAUACAUUUUGUGCGCUUUUUGAAAAAUUUCCCAAAACAUUUUUUUCUUUUUUUUGAUGCCCCCUUUAAGGGGCUGAAUGGUUACUGUGGUCUCUUGUUGUCUGCAUCUCUACCAGAAUCUGGAGUCCUGUGUAGAUUAUGCAAAUCUGGCCAAUGACACACAGAGAACUAGUCCAAGAUGGUUAUGAAGUCAUUUAAGUUUUGGCUGGCAUUUGUGUGAAAAAGUUCUGACACGUCAUGUUGGCUGCAGGCGAGCUGCUUUAAAUAUUGAACACAAUCAGGCUGCGAGGAUUUUUUUUUUUACUUAUGUGCAACUUCUCUUUCUACCUCUCUGUACCUCUUUUUCUUCUCAGCAGAUGUCUGUGUGUAAAUGAAGUGCCUGUUUUCAUGUAAAUUAAACAGAAAAAAAAAAUAUCCACCCUGUUUUAAAGAUCUGAAAGCUGCCCAGGGCUGGGCGAUAAACCGAAAAUUUACAGAUACCAAAAUUUACAACAAUAACCAACGUCAUUUUACCCAUACUGGUAUAUUCGGUGUCAAUAAAUAAAUAAAUAAAUAAAAGUUGGUUUUGAAUGUGUGUUGGUAGGCUAUGAUCUCAUGUCCCUUUAAGACACUGUUCUACGUCAGAGUUGUGGAGUAGUUAUUUUCCCUUUAUCUUUAUCGAGGUGAAGUGCUCAAUAUAUCAUGGUAUUGAUUUGAGGCCAUAUCGCCCAGCCCUAAAGCAUCCACUGAUAUGAAAAAAGUGUGCAUAAAAUGGAGUCACUGUGUAUGUAGGUAUGUAGGUCGACUGAUCAUGGAGCUGAACAAUUAAACAGAUCUUCAUUAUUAUUUUGAUUUUGGCCCUCAAAACUAUAGAAAUAUGAUAAUUGAGUCUUACCGAGACUGAGCUGUCUGCUUCUUCCCAAAGACUCAAAUGAAGACAUUCAGAAUUAUGAUCCUGCUGUCAUUAAAGACAUGUGGGAAUCAUUUAUAAACCUCUGUUGAGCCUUGGAAUAAUAUUUUGAGCCUAUAAAUUUGGUGGUCACUUACAUUUUUAUCAGUCCAAACGUCAAUAGAGCUCUGUUGUACUCCUGUUCUCCAGCUGUGUUGUACAGUCUGCAGAUCCACAAACGUCUCCCACUUGGCUGUCAGCCUCUGCUUUACAUGCUGGAGUAAUAAGGGACUUUUUUUUGUACUUUUUAUCUGUUGAAUUAUUUUAAACUCUCCUGUGUUCCCUUAAAUACUCUGUCUGUUCCUUUAUUUAAACCAAAACCCUGCAUCUCUAACAGUGGUUCACUGAUGUGAGAAAGUGAACAUCCAUUCAGCCCAGUGUGUCCUCUGACAACAAACACACAUACCAACACACACGUCAUAUGGCAGGGAGGACAAAGCAGAUCUGAGUGUCAGCAGUGGUCCAUAAACACUCAGACAAACCCAGCUCUUCACGGAGGUCAGUCUCCUGCUGCGGAAGGGUCAGAGGUCACUGUUACUCUUUUCUGUGGAGGCGUCAUUAAACCACACAGACAUGAUCCCACUUUUGUUCUGCAUGAAGAGAUGACAACACACAAGGGUCAGUCACAUGACCUGCAGGGUUUAAUGAAGCUCUGUCCCUCUCUGUGUUUCCAGUCAGUCUCCACACUGCAGACUAAUUAAGACAAAAUAAUCAGACCCCUUAAGCAGUCAUGAGGGGAUCCCCCAACCAAGUCCUGAGGGUAUGACCAAGUCCAGACUUUUUAAUGAUCCUGUAAAAACUAUGAUAAUUUGAGAUGAUGGAGUUUUGAUAGUUAUGAGCUGUGAAAAAAUACUGAUGUGAUGUUCUACGUCAUUGAGAUGCACUUGCAAACACAGUCAGAUUUUUUUUUUAAUAGAAUUUGUUUGAACAUGAACAACAAUUAAACAUAGUACAAAUUUAAGACAUUAACACACAGAAAAAAAACCAUAAAUAACAGAAAGUUAACAAAACCAGAGAGUCGAAUAAUUUUGUCAUUUGCAUGUCUAAAAUAGAGUGGGAGGAAGUCGAAACUUGUCUGGUUCCACCCCUUCAAUCAGAGGCAGCUAAAUAUCAGAGUGCCUCUGGCUUUCAGUUCGGACCAACAUUUUUCACAGCUAACAAUGUUUGAAAAUAACGUGGACACGCUUUUUUCUUUGUUUUUAAAUUUGACCUUUUGACCCUCAUCUUUAAGGAGCACUAAAGCUUUUUUUGAUUUUUCCUGACCCAAUGCAGGAGAUGCUCUUACCUCUUUCUAUCAAUUAUUUUAACAUAUAUUUACCUUUUUGAGGCCGAUACAGGGAGUCUAUUCCUGACUCCGCUCUGGCACCUGUAUCUAGCAGCACCUGGAUCCAGCAUGUAGAGCCCAUGUGAUCACGACAACCAUGUGUACUAAGGCAGUGGUUCUCAAAGUCCAGUCCUCGAGGCCCACUGUCCUGCAUGUUUUGGAUGCUUCCCUGCUCUAACACACCUGAUUCAAAUGAUCAGCUCGUUAUCAAGCUCUGUAAUGGCUUAAUAAUGAGCUGAUCAUUUGAAUCAGGUGUGUUGGAGCACGGAAACAUCCAAAACAUGCAGGACAGUGGGCCUCGAGGACUGGACUUGAGAACCACUGUACUAAGGUACUAAUAAAGUAGCAAGGAGUAGGAGUGAUGUCGGCCCUGUGGCAAUAUUUUUCGGUGAAGUCCGAAAAACACGUUGCAGCUGCGUGUAAAACUUGUCAUGCAGAAGUUUGUGCUAAUAUCGGUAUUGGCCAAUAUCGAAGGCUACAAUAUCGGUAUCGUAUCAGAGGUAAAAAAGUUUUAUCGGAACACCCCUAGUGUACAUUUGUAAGUUCUUGAAAUGGAUGUUUCUCCAAACAGGAGCCAUGCUGAGUGCCUUUACUGUGGGUAACACAUUGAAAAUAUCUCAUAUACUCCACUUUGGGAAAAUGUCCAGCAUGUGCCAAACAGCUGCUUGUACUUACAUGGACGGUAUAGUUGCGGUUAAGGAUAUACUACUUUAAGUUAAAUUAGUUUUUAUGACACUGAGGUUAAAAUACUGAAUUGUGAUAAAACAAGUUGAAUAGAUCACUAAAUGUUCCUGCAGAUAUCAGCUCCUUUGUCACUGACCUGAUUCUGUGAUAGCAUCUACACUGAAAUUAAAGCAGAUUGAUGCCUCUGGCUGCAGGCACUGAGGGUGUGUGUGUGUGUGGCCUAUAUUUGUGUGUGUGGCUUGUAUUUGUGUGUGUUUUUACUGGCAUUACACUGAAGCAACAGCUUUUUUCAUUGGCUGUUGAGUAAAAAUUCCUGAGUUGGAUCUCAGCCUGUUCCCACACCAGCUGACCACAAACACCACAAACCUCUUAAUCCAGGCUUUGAGGCAAAUAAAACUAAACUGAAAUAAUCCUGGAGUAAAAAUAGUCCCAAAAAUAGUCAGGGAAUUCCUCUCAUGUAAUAUAGGUCAGCUCUGUAACUUCCAGCCCAGUUAUUUUAACGGGAUUAAAAACAAGUUUGACAAAGAAAGAGGAGGGAACUCAUUUCCUCUGACAGAUAAGUGAAGGCAGAAUAAUAAAUGUGCAAACUUGGGUUAUUGAAGGUUAUUGUGCAGAUUUAAAAGAAAAAGUUUCACUUCAGAGUUCAGAGAUAUUUUGAGAAGCAAACCACAUUUUAUUGAAAACAGCUGCACAGUAUGAACCUCCCUCUUAAAUGCAAGAGAAAGUGACUGUUCUGCAUCUGAUCUGGGUACCUGUUUGCUUGUUUUUAUGGUGUCUCUCAUUGUUAAUUUGAGGGACAUCUAACUACAGAUUUAUAUCAUUGUUUUUCUGUAAAUGUUUCAGGAUUUCUGUCUUUUAUUAAUCUUCUUGAUGAGGAUAUUUUUUAUUGCCUGAUUUGAAAAGCCUCACGUCAUGUAGCGCUCUGACUUCAGGGCUGUAACGUGUUUUUCUUGAACAGCUGACAGCGCUCAAGAAUCGUUUUUAUACCUGCAGAAAACCUGAUUAUAUGUGAUCAGAAACCAGCAAAACAAAGAGGAUCCAUCUACUUGUUUUGAUAGGAGAACAUUUUGGUUGGGACAGGUUGGGUCUCUAACUGCAGAAAAGUUUGAUUCAUUGUGAAGUAAAGGUAAAGAUUUCUCUUUAAGAUGGUGAGAUUGUCUGUGUGUCUGAGUCCUUAGGCUGUUUUGAGUGGUCUGUGUUUUUGGAUCAUCAAACUGAUCACACAGCUGGAGCUCGGAGGUAAACACAGCUCAGCGUGUUCAGACAGAUCUGCAUAUUUCUCUGCUCGUCUGGCAGGUGCAGCUACUCACCUGAGCGUAAAUGAUGACAGAGGUGAGAGAGAGCAGGCUGCAACAAGGGGACACCUCCAUGCCUCUAUCAUAACCAGCAUGUGCACAAUCAGCAUGUGCACAGUGAGUAAAUCCUGAGGCUCUGCUGCAAAAAACUGAUCAGCAUGCCUGGGUUUGAAGGAUUCUAGAAAAAGUGGUUGAUUUUUUUUCUCUAGAUUCUGGAAACUCGAGUUUUCUAUCAGAUAAAGAUAAACAACAAGUCGUCUCAUAAGUCACUCAGUGAUCAGGGAUUUAAGAUAAAAGCACUUUUUAAUGCAAACCAUCCCACUAAAGGUGUUUUGACUGGAAGUCGAGAACUUUUACCAGGACGUUGCCACACGUUUAGAUGCAAAACUCAUGGAUAUUUUAUUAGGAAGUCAAUGCAGAGAGAUUUACUCGACUGGCAAAGCUGGCACACAAGUAUCUCUGCAGACAAGCAACAACAGCACCAUCUUAGAGCAUGUUUUCAGACUGAUUCUGACCCAGGUAGACAGAAAACUGGACACUGACUCUGUUAUAGUUUUCUUGGCCAUUGUUUUGGUGCAGGAAUUCCACGUUUAGAGAUUUGAGUCUCACUCAAUGUGACUGAGAUUAUUUCAUCCGUGCACUUCUUUGUAACUUUCUGUAACUUUGCAUCACAGUUCGUUUACAUGCAGUAUGGUCUAAUGGAAAAUCUUAUGAUCUAGUAGAAAAAACAACAGAAAAAUUCACUUAAAAAAACACAAAAACAAGAAAUCAAUAGUUGAUUGUUAGUAUUUCCAAAGACUGAUCCCAGAGGAUACUUUGAUUUUGCAUCAUUUCCUCUUCAUUCCAGUAAUACUCCUGAAAACGGAAGAAUUUAUUACCUGAAGAAGUUAAAUCUGCAUUUAAUUAGCACUAAAAUAGGCAAUUCUGUUCUCAUGUCAUCUAAUUUUAAUCAGUCCUUUUAUUGAUUGUGAGAUCUUUUAAUGUAAGAUGAUUAAAGAGCAGUUAAUGACUAUUUAUGUUUUGUAAACUUUAUAAACCUCAGGCAUUAAAAGUCCUUUCAAAGAGGUUUUUAAUUUCCCCUGUUAAGGAGCUUGCAGCUGCAGUGAAAUCCUGCUUUUCCUCCCACUGGAUGCUGUUUUGCCAAAAUAAGCCUGAUUAUUAUUUGUUUAAUUGAGGGAAAUUGGAGUGAAGCCACAGCUCAGAUCUUUGUGCUCACAGUCGCAAGUACAAAGAUUUUAUCAAACACAGACUCUCUCUGCUGUUUUUAUUUCCGAGACAAAGGCAGGAGGUCACACUGUCAGGAAGAUUUAGAGGUUUAUUGGAAUUAUAUAGUGAACAUAUGUGCAUUAUUUUGGCCUGUACAGCUGUCGAUAUGUACUUUCUAAUGUUUGAAGAUGCUGCUGUGGUUUCCUAAAAGUCUCCAGAGCCAAUAGAAACAGCCCCUCCUCUCCUGUCUGCACCUGUUGACAGCGGGAUCGUCCUGAGUGAACACAGGUGUGCUGGUUUAACUCCUUGAAAGCAGCAGCUAUCAGACUGUGUAAGUCAUGAUAACAGAAACUCUGUGGCUUCGCUCUGAUAAGGAGGAUCUGAGCAGCACGUGAUGAUUGUUCACAUCAGAACCAGAGCGUGAAGGCGGGAUGUUUGUUCAGAGGGAGGAGGACCGCUGUCAGCUGAGAACGCCGUCACCACGGCCUGAUGAAACCCAGCAGACAGAGCAGAGACGCAGUUUUACAUUAGAUCAGUAUCCUGAUGUCUUUGACCAAAAGUAUGUGGGCUCCUACGUGUCUCAGUUUGUGGUUUUGUUCUGUCCACCGGAUUUUGAACUUUGCUGCAGGGAUUUGGAGCUGCAGGAGCUUUAGUGGUGUCAGGGGAUAAGGUCCGGCUCACGGUCAGUGCCCCUCAUCAUCCCAGAGGUGUUGGAUGGGAUUAAGGUCAGGGGUCUUGUUAACCAAGCCAAAGUGGAAACCAUUCAACUUUGGACCAGUGCACUGAAUUAUUGUCCCAUUGAAACCAGAAACGUCUAUGAUAUCAUUGUUGGCCCCAGUUUAUAGUAAAUGAUUGAUGACACAGGAGCAGGUAGUGUUCCUCACUACCUUGUUGCUAAAGCUGCAUGAAGAGCCCGGUCUCCCACCCAACAUUUGUUCUUAUCAGUGAAACUGAGGUCAGUGAGGGAGCCGCUGAAUCAGAGGAAACAUCCAGAUUGUCUCCACGGAGAGCCUCUUCCUGCUUUCCCUGUGGCGAGAGUGUCUACGGUCACAUUCGCAUGAAAAUCCAGCAGAUUACACUGACAGAUGCAAAUUUUCUUGACGUACAUGCAAAAACUGCUGCUUUGUUUCCUGGUUAUUAAAACAAGGAACCUGAUUUAAUCCAGGCUGCAGCUGCCUUUUUUUUUUUACCCACACUUCUAUAGAUGGUUACAGUGUCGACUCGAAAUACAAGAGCCUGAGGAGAAGUCGCAGAACGAGUAAGGGCCUGUGUCCACUGAUGUACUUGCAGUGGAAAAAAAACUUAAAACAGCAGCUCCAGAUCUGAAAAUGUCAGAGGUUAGUUAUUCCUCUGAGCGGAGUUGUUCCAUCUUCAGUACAUUUUUGCACUCAAAUGAUUAAGAAGAAAUAAAAUAAAAAUAUGGACAGUGGGCACAGGCCCUAACUUUGGUUAUAGCCUGAUCAUAAUGUGAAUGUUGUGUGCGCACCUGAGUUGUGCUUCUCUGUUACAUCACCCUGAUUCAUGUAAACCCCUGUUAUUAGAUGCUGUUAAAACAGAUGGGAACAGUUAUGAGGCCGUCAUCAGUGUUAAUCACUCUUGCAACCAGUAGUAAAAACUGCUGGAGAUGAAAACCUGCAGGACUGGAAUACAGAAUACAGUGAUGCAACAGCAGGGUGCAUUUCCACAAACCUAUUGUUUUUUAGCGUAUAGAAAUUGAAAAGAGCCUCCCGUCCAGGAGCUGAACUCUGCCGGUCUGUGGGUGAAUUCCUGUUUGUUCGAUUUCAUCCGCAGAAAGCUCACAGAGCUGAAGGAAAUCCUUUUUCCUCCUGAAUGGUGUUUGUUGACACACAGUGUGUCCCCGCUGCCUCGUACCAUGAGUCCGGCUGAAUGCUGUGUGUUACUGUGUGUGUGACAAAGUGGAGUGUUUUAUAGAGGCUCAGUGAAGCUAUGAAUAGCUUUAGAGCUCUUUUGCCACUUUUCCUCUCUGCUCUCCACCCUCGUCCUGUUGUGAUGGGGGAGGAGGAGUGAGGACUCCUUUUGUUGCCCCCAGCUGGGGAGUGUCGGGGCCAAACUUCAACACGUGCCAUUUGUUGGGAUGAAUGAGCAAACAGGGAUUUUCUUUAUUGAGCACGAGCAGCUUGAUCUCUGCUGGAGUCUGAGGAUUAUAGCAAAGAAGAAUAAACCUUUAAAGAAAGGAUGUUGUUUCACUUAUUUCACCGUAAUCCAAAUAAAAUCCUUUAAUCCGGCUCAUUAAAGCAGCUGGAGCAACUUUGCCAUCUCUGAAUACUGUCAAGUAUAGAUCAAAUUUGAAAUAGUCCUGUAGCUCCAGUUACAAACUCAAGAGCUCCAUGUGAGGAUGAAAUUAAAGUGCUUGGUCAGUUUUUUUUUUGUAACCUAAAACAUGUAAAUACAUAUUAAAAUAGCUUUGAAUUCUGACAAACUGACCAGAAAACACUCACAAAACAGACAAAAUAUAGCAGAAUUUACCAACUCUACUAGUGCUGAUAAUUGCAGAGCUGGUUGCUAUGUGGCUGAUAAAUUAUUCUGAUAUCACUGUUUUGUUUUUCUUUUUUGUCUUUGAUAAAAACACCGGUUCUUCUGUGGCCACUGAAAUCCAUUAAAAUUAUUCUCCUUAGCUUAAAUAUGUUUUUAGAUAGACUUUUUAUUUAUUCCUGAAAAAGACAGAUGUACUGAAUUUUGCAGUAGAUUUCAGACCAUGAUCAAUAUUUAUGUUAGAAGCAUUAUUAAACUCUAAUUCAGAAUUCAUAUAUAACACUAAUCAGUAGGUGUUUCAGAUGUGAUAUGGUGACAGAAAAACCUGUUUUCACUCAGGGGGGACUUUAACAUCACUUGAAAGCAGCAAAACCCAAAAAGUUAACAAAAAUUGUUCAAAAAAAUCAAUUUAAACACAUCAGUCUGACUGAAAAGGAUGAUUUUACUUGGAUGAAAGAAAAAUAAAGUGAAUUGACUGUGGGGUUUUACACUUUUGGUCAUCUUCACAUAGUAUAUACAACAAUACCCCUGAACUCCUGUGUGGCUUCUUCAUUUUUUAUUGACCAAAAGUAGAGAAAACCAUCAGCUGAGUAAUUAUAUCAUACUUUUAUAUAGAUAUAGUAGCAUAAAAACUGAGAAUUUCUUAACUUUAUGAGUAGCAGCAGUUCAGUUUGUUGUAUCUUACUCAGUAUUUCUGCAUCGAUAAGUGUCUCGUCUGUCAGUUCUUUGCCGCUGUGAUUUGUGUGUUUCGGGGUCAGUCUUGUCAUGUCACUCUGUAAAACGAAGGCUGACAUCUUGUUUGUUUUGAUCUUUUUGACCAAUGAUUAACCGGCCUGUUUAUGAGCAGCUGGAGUUUCACCUGCAGCUCUUUUAUUGACGCCCUCACGUGUUUAACUGGAUCUGGACCAGCAAGCCCACUUUAUCAGGAGCACGCCUGUAAAUACUUCAGAGUUUUACUGUCAGAGCUGGAAUUUAGGAGACAGACUGUAACUGUCUGUAACUGUCCAACACACACAAGGCUGGGUAUUUAGGAAGAUAUAAUUGAGGGAUUUCCAUCUGCUGUGUAGAGAUAAGACGUGUGUGUGUCUUUUAAUCAUUUACAACUUUUAUUACUCACUUUGAUCUGAUUAUAAUUGCCGUUAAACCACCACCACUAGUUUUUCAGCAGAGGUUUUAUCACAUAUUGGUGAAAACAUGGGUUGGACAAAUCCUCCUUGCAUAUUUUCCCACCGUCAGGCGGUGAAAGCUCUCUGAGCUGUAGCUGGGUGAGGCAGUGACAGGGCGUGAGGGGUCUCAGUAAAUCUGCGGUUUUGUCGUUGUAGUAAGAAGUCAAACUUUCCCACCCUGAGCUGCUGCUGCUGCCUCUCCAUAAUAAAACAGAGUUUCCCAGCAGCAGCUGACUGAUGGACAGUCCAGCAGAGGCCCACAGUCCUCAGCAAACACACCAUGAGACCACAGACAGAAAUUAAGAUCUGCUACAUCAGUGUCAAAGUCAGCUCCUCUGGAUCUGCUCUGCAGAAAUAUCCAUCAGGAGAGAUCUUUGUCUUUUUACUGCAGAAAUCAUAACUAAACUCUUCUCAGUCUUUGCACACUUGGUUUAGUUUCUGCUUUCUUUUUGUUCUGACUGGUGAAGUGGCUUUGGAAGUGAAGUGAGACUUUGAUAGUCAUGUAUCAGCAAAUGAAAGUUGGCAGUGUAAAUCAGUCACUAUGUAAACCUGUUUUGAUCCCACAGAUUCCCAACCAUGGGAGCUGGAUGUCAUUACAGUUGUUUGUGUUCUGCCUGCUUUUACUCUCCGUACAGACUUUUUUUUUUUUUACUACAGACGCCAAAGCCUGCUGACACCUGAUUGGUCAAUACAAACACUUUAAAAUCAAGGCCCAUGUGUCAACAUUGUUUCGUGUCAACGUUGUAAUUAGAGAUUAAAAUGAGUCUGUGAAGUUACAGACCACAGCAGUCUCUGUGUAAAUCUUUGAUUUCAAUAACAAAAUGAAGAUGUGAUGAAAGCCCAGAGCUUCAAAGAGAAUCAAGCUUUUACAGUCUCAGAAAGAGUGAGGUUAAUGUGAGUGGGUUUGUUUUCAGGCUGUAGUGAAGCAUCUCAUCUCUGUCCAACAUCAGGAUCUUUUAUUCCAUCCAAUGAAAAUGCAAACCUAUAAUUCAUUCACUCUUAAAACAGUACACUGUGUAAUAUCUGCAGAUAAGAGCACAGAUCCCCAUCAUAAAACCAAAGACCUAAGGGGGAAAAGUCAUCCACAGACUUAUAUGAAAUGUUUUUAAGGCUGAGAUCUGAUUUACCAUCACAAUUUUGAUUAUCAGUGACUCUCUUUCAUUCCUGAUAGUCCGUCACAAGUCUUCUGGAUUUGGUGCUAAGAAACUGUAACAAAGAGUUUUCAUCAAGCAUUUAUCCACAUUUAGGGACUGGACAAAUAUUUGGAUUGAAUUGGAAUUGGAGGAUAUAUCGACACCAAGGUCAGGGUCCAAACUCAGGGUCCUAAUUCAAAGUGUUGGCAGAGAUCAACCUUUAUAAAUGUUGACAGCUAUUUAGUUUAAGAAAAAAAAAAAUAGAACAUAGAUUUUUCUCCUGACAGACACAAUCACAUGCAUUUUUCCCUCAAUCGUAUAUUUUCUACAUAAACAUAAUGGAAGUGACGGUUUUGCAAGUAGUUUAACAGUCUGAGUAUUAAUAUGCAGAGCAGACUUGCAAUAAAAAUCUCUGCUGACUUUUCGUCACACAGAGUCACACUCAUACUAUUAAAUGUGGAAUUACAGCAACAAGAGAACUGCACAGACACAUAUCUCAGACUCAGUGGCCUGUUUUUCUAGAUACUUGUUCUUAUUGAGAAAAUAAACUGGGUCACAGUCAGAAAACGGGUGCAAAGGCAGCCCUAAUGAUACAGAGGUACUGAUGUGCCAGACUUGGUAGUCCUGGAAAUCUCUGUAUUGACUCAGUCUGUCAGCUCAGUGACGGGGUCAUGUCCUGUAAGAUGUUUUCCACCUCCAGAACUCAGCUCCUGUACUGUGUGGUGUACCUUCAGUCAAGAGGUUCACACUGAAACAUGCUCCCAACCUCAGACAGCAGUAAUAUGAGACCACAUGUUUAUAAUCUCUACCUGAUCAGUCAAUACUAAACUGUUAACACCCCUAACUUCAACAGAGUAUUUAAAGCAUGAAGAGAAAUGAUGAAAUAUCUUAAAGUUGGAAUAACCAGCAGAGAGAAGGAGCAUAAAAAUUGAUUAAAACCAGGUUAAUGUUGCAGAACUCUGAGGAUUGAAGCAAACCGUCUCAGCUCUGCGUCUCAUUAGUCUGCUGCUUCAGAAUCACUAACUGCUCAGCUGUAAUUCAGAGCAAACAUCCUGCUCGUCGUUCCUCACCGCCUGCCAGUCAUUUAAAGUCGCUCUACCAGAGCUUUGGGACGAGUGCCAAACCCAAAUAAAAGAGGCAUGAUAAAAAUGUCUCAACUGCCACAUAAAUUAACGACAUUUAUUUCUCACGAGAACUUUGGAUCCAGCUCUGGAUGUUGGCACAGUGCCGGAUUCAGGAGGAGUUUUAACCCCUCUGGGCUCCAGAGUCAAAUUUUCAGGGUGAGUUAUGUCCUUAUGUAGUUUUUAGGCUUUAAACUGAGCAUGGUCGAACAGUGGAAAGAGAUCAGAUGAAGGUCAGGUUUGAUUUAAUGUGAAAUAAAUUGACUGUCACGACUGUCUGAAGCCUGGUUUUUAAUCUAGCCAUCUGAGUGGGCUAUUUCUGCUGAUGUAGAGGGAAUAAUGUCACGUUCAGGUCCAAACAGAGGCUCACAUUUGCUCACUGAAGCUUCUGUUCUGUGUCGCAGGCUCGGCCCUGGCGCUGUCAUGCUUUCAUUAGCAGGUGAUUCGGCUGUCGCGUGACAUGUACCCGACCCUGCUGUGCAGCUGAGAGAUUAUCGGCCUCCUCUGGUGUCAGUAAUGUGAUCCAGGCUGUCGCCAAUACAUUCCUGCUGACCACAAACUCUCCCAGGCUGCAGUCCAGCUCAGAUCAGCUGUGUGCGAGAGGUUUAAUCUGAGGAGCAUUAAAAUUUCCUCCAGUAAAUCUCCUUAAAGCAGGAAGUUUCUCUGUUUCAUGAAGGAAGUUUGGGAUUACUGUGGAAAUUUUGCAGCUUGGCGUCGAUCCAGAAACGUGCAGGAGCUGAACACGUUUUCUGGCUUUUACUCUGAAAUUCUGCAGCGGUUCAAACCAAAACAAACCAGCAGAGGAGGAGAUGAUGUUUGGUUAAGGAGUUUCAGGCUAUUGUUAUUGAAGUACCGUGAUUAAAUGGAUUUAGAUCAUCCUCAAUUUGUCAAAUCAGCCACUCCGGUGAAAAAGUUCAGAUUUGACAGAUUAAAACAAGGAAAACAUGAUUUAAGAGUUCACCUUUGCUCUAUAGAGUAGAGUAUAAGUCUAUUUCUAGUAUUUAUAUCUUUACUUGAUUGUUUUGUGAUUGCUGUCUUGCGUGUAGUUUGUUCUUCAUGUUUAAUUAAACUGCAGCGUUUAGCCUCUUAAUUUGCAAAACAUCAGAAAUUAUGAAAAGUGUCCAUCAGAGUUUUAUUUAUAACCAGCAGGUCAAAACUCCAAUCUGAUUAUUUUGGAAUCAUAUAAAAUGGAAAAAACAAACAAACAGAAAAAAUCAGCAGUGAAAGAUUAAAGGUGUUUGACUGAUUAAUGAAUUCAGUAAUACGAAAGCUCUGCUGAACGCUGAUUCGCUGUUCUUCUAGUGCCAGCAUUACUCAGAGAAAGCUGCUUUCUGUUAUGAGAAGGCUCCUCUGUAUUAUUCUUUGCUAAUAACAACACUGGGGCGUCACGUUAGCAGCUAGCGAGGGAGGAAUGUUGCUCUCGCAGUCGGUGAGUGUGGGCCAUCUGUCGCGGCUCGCUCUGAGCUUGAACAGGAGUCAGAGGGUCUCAGGGAUCUGUAGAGACCACAUGCAGGGAUGGUCGCUCUCCCUUUGUUCACACCAGCUCAGGCAUUUUGGUGCUCACAGAUGUCCAGGCUCAGUGCUUCAUGUGUUGAAGCUUUUAUCAAACUGACACGUAUGAGGCAAAGAAGCCAGUAAAAAUGUCACAUCACUUAAAUGUGAGAGGGUGAAAAGUUUCUCAGUUUAGUUCAGACAUGUUUCCAAGGGCUCAGAAAUAGUUCAGGAUUGUGUAUUAAAACAGACGCCUGUGUUAUCAGUAGUUAUUAAAAUAUUUCAGAGCUUAAGCACUUUUCAUCAAACCCUGUCCGGACCCAGAGCUGGUUCUGAUGAGUGUCUGAAGACUCACUCUCAGAGUUUCUGCUCCUCAUUGAUCCCAUGUGAGAACUCUUUUAUCUCGUCUCCUGCCGCCUACUUUCACUCAGAGGUCAGAGGACAGGGGUCAGGGUCGGACAUAGAGUGGCGCCACCAAAGCUGGCUGUGUCUCACUCAUGGUCUCACAAGGUCACAAGGUUUCUGCUGGUCCUGAAUGUUGGGGUUUAACAGCUCUGUUUGACCUGCAGGACGAGCAUGAAGAAACAAAAACACAUAUUAACUUGGGGUGGGAAUCACUAGUGGCCCCACGAUACGAUAUUAUCAUGAUAAUUGGGCCACGAUUCGGUAGUAUCGCAAUUUAAACAUUUUGAGAUACAUUGAGUAUUGCGAUUCUCUUCUUUUUGUCAUAUCGACGCAAUAUUUUAUUUUCAUGUUGCAAAUCUUGGAAACCUCGUGUCAUGUGCAUCUAAUUUGUGCCUUGCUUGCAUUCCUAAUGUAGGUGCUGCCAUAUAUUUUGUACUAACAAUUGAUUUUAUUUUUCCAUUAUUAUAGACUUGAGUUCAUAUUAGCAAUUACUUUAAAAAAUCCAUACUUGGUGGAUGAGACAAUACGAUGAAUCACCAGACAAAAGAUUGCGAUACUAUGCUGUAUAGAUUUUUUCUCCUACCCCUAAUAUUAACCAAUCAGAAUCAGAAGUUUUAAACCCGCUUGUUAUUGUGGUUAUAACAUCCGAAACAUUUAUUUCAAGAGUUCAAAAUUAUAAUCUGAAAAACUUAUGAAUACUUUGAAUUUAGUCUUCGCACCAGUGCUAAAUCAGUUGUGAUUGAUACUUAAAGGGGUUAUGAAGGACAUAAAGACACUGAUGAGAGGCCCUUAAAGUGGUUACAAUAAGAGAGUCAAUAAAUACAGCAGCAUGAAACAUUUACUGGUUACAUUAGACUGUUAAAAAAAUACACUAAGAUACAUUAUUAGAGGAGAAACUUAUCAGGGUUGUGUUAGAGACUUUUAAAGUUAGACGCUUAAAACGGUAAAGUUUAAAGAUAUUUAAAGUGGUUACAAAUUCACACGGUUUGGUCCUAUUAGACAGUAAAAUGGUAACAUGAAUAACUUAAAUGGAAUCAUUAGACACUUAAACUGUUACUAUAGACACUAAAUAUGGUCACACCUGAAGCUUCAGUGGUUACAAUUGGUACUUCAAGUAUAAUGCAUUAGCAAUCCAAUGCAUUAUGGGUGCUACAGACAACAAGGAUCUUCUAAAGGUGGUCCCAGAAAUACAGUUCUGAAUGUGCAGCCUCUUAGUUUGCAGACACAUACCUCUGAGGGGAACAAUCUGUAUAAAACGAGGAUAAACAUUUUCAGCUUUUUGUUUUCACUUGUGCGUCCCGCCUGGAAAAAUCCAGAACAUUUCAGGAAUGUGAUGCAUGUGUGAAAAAGGCUUUAGAGAUGUGUCAUUGAAACAGGGGAACUUCAGAGAGCGUGGUUGUAGACCUGUCAGUCUGUCUGAAAAAAAGAGUGAUCCUGAGGCGUGGCGAGCUGGCUGGACAGCGUUUGCUGUUAGUUGUCAUGGUGAUGGAUCAGCAGGAAGAGUCAAUAAGUGUGUGUUGACUCAGCAGCUCUGUUUGCUGUCAGACUUGAACAGAUCAUAACAGAGCGGACUUUCACUAGAGCUGAUCUCUAUCUCAGUAUCGUUGACUUACAUGGACAGCACAUGUCCUCUGAGUUAGCUUAACUCAGGACACACUAACUACAUACUGCUGAUGUGUUUUUGUGUGUGUAUGUUAAAUGCUUUAAUGAUGCAGACAGCAAAGAGAUAACUGUGAAACUGAGGGAGAUUACCUCUCUCCUUCCUUACUUCUGUGUCUCCUCUAAGUCCUCUAUCUGGGUCUGUCCUCAGGUCUGGAUGACAGCCUGCAGCAGUACAUCACAUCUUUCCAGCGGCAGCAGGUGGACGGGGAGAGGCUGCUCAGGAUGUCCCAUCAGGAGCUGCUGUCUCUGGGCGUGACGAGGGUGGGACACCAGGAGCUGAUGCAGGAGGCGGUGGAUCUGCUCUGUGCACUGGUCAGUAAAUUUUGUAGUGUAUCUCCACAGGCUUCACAAAACUUAGUCUGGAUGAAUCCGAACCUCACAGUUUGCCAUGUUUUCUUCAUACCAGAGCCAUUGCUCAUGCCCCAUAAAUCCAGGUGUAGUAAAAACUAAUAUAAGGACUGAGAUAAAUCCUUAUAUUAAUAACUGUGUAGCCUUCAGCUAUCUGCCUCUCUACUUUAAUAUGCAUGCUUUAGCAGAGUCAUUGCACGCUUAGUCAGGCAAACUAGGCCACUCAGAAAGGCUACGGGCUGUUUGGCUAAAAAAAACAAGUUUUUAUUACAAACUCUAAACAUUUUGAACUUUCGUCGAAAAUAUCAGGCUAUAAAAACAGAGCCUUAAGACUCUGAGUCAGUUUGAAUAAAAUCAAUCAGAUUUCUUAUUUAAAAUCUGGGUCAUUGUAUACAGAGAGCUGAGGUUACAAACUUGAACAACAUAUUGAGUCUAAUGUACCAGUUGGUUCUCUUCAAAUGUUCUGAGCUAUUUUUUUGCAUGAGCAGCUUCUGUUCAUGUCACGGUAAAAACUGACGACUUUGAAUCCAUUUCUCAGCACUGAGCAGGGCUGUGCAGUUGAUUUUAAUGUCAUAAUUAUUGCAAUAUAUUGAAAUUUGCUGUAAACUAAUAAGUAAAAUUUGAAUUUAUGCAAGUAAAUGAAGAAAACUAUUGUAUAUUGUUCUAGGAGCUAAGUUGAUACUUCAAGUUACUGAGAAGCUUGACCCAGAGUAACCAGGUUGAUGAAAGUCCGGACGCUGUUUCUCAGAUGCAGCGAACAAAAAUUUGUUGCGAUGAACAUUACCAAAAUCCAUUUUGCAAUUGACAUUGAGCAAUACUGAAACAAAGAAAAACGCUGGCAUCUAGCGCCACAGCGGUCAAAAACCUUUUGCCCUUCCGGGUCAAUCACCUGCCCACAACAAUGACAUAGCUACCUUUAUUUCUGAGCCGCAGAUAACAAGACAGCGACACUUAGAGCAUAUAAAGUGAACUACAACUCAUUUUAUGGUAUCACAUCAACAUAUUUGGCUCCUACAAUAGUUAUACAUUUUUAACCCUUUCAUUAGCUCUCAUUAUGUGUUGUUUUCACCUGUUGAAUGGAGGCCCGAGUAUAGUGUACAUUCCUUUGCACCAUUUAGAUGUUCGCUGAAGCUGUCAGCUCCUAUUUAAUCUGUGAGAGAGUGUUCUGGAUUAAAUUUAGAUGAAAAUAUUUAACACGUUUAAACCAGAACAUCAGCAGACAAACAGAAAAAACUGUGAAUUAAAGAACUUGUUUACGUCUUUAAUGUUUGUUUAUUCCACUUUAUGUUGUUGUCAAUAUUGAACUGUUUUGUCGGACAUGUAUAUCUGUGGUAAGGGCCCAAACCUGAGGAUUAUGGCACAAGAACUGGAGCUAAGACUAACUGUAAAUGCAAAUUAUCUGGGCAUUGUUGGAAUUUUCACCAGAAUGCAGGAAUUGGCAGUCCUGCACUCUCUUUUUGGUUGCAGCUGGUUCACUUGUCUUGGUUUGGAUCAGCAGUUAGAGGCGUGUCAAUGCUCUGAAGAGUCUUCAUGUUUGCCUCACUCUGCUGACAGACUCUGACAUACCUUCUCUAAUGACUUGGAGGUGUGCACCCACUGUUCCUGUCCAAUCAGCUCUCUUUGUGAGGUGUGUUUAUAAUUUACUGCUCACUUCACUCAUGGUUUGAGUUUCAAGGGCUGGGCUCACCUGACAGCAUGGUUUAGAGUCAACAGACAACAAACCACAAAGUCAUCGCUGGGUUCACAGCGUGCUGAGAUACAGACAGAAGUCACUCUGAGUCCUGAGCUGAACCCAAACAUCUGUGAUCUGUUACACCACAAACAAAUAUCCAAGGCUUAUAAAAACAGUUUUACUGACAUCUGACCUCAGGUUACAGCACACGGUCUGAAAACUUUAGCAACUUUAUGUGACUGACUUUGGGAUAUAAUGGUUCAAUCAGGACCAACCCUUCCCUUCCAUAGGCAUGUGAGCAAGGCCAGAGCCUGAAGCAGGAAAAGCACGUUCCCCCUCUGUUUUAUGCAUACCUGAAAAACCAAAGCAGGGAAGGCAGCAGCUAAGACCCCUGAGGAAGAUUUACCUGCCCUUCCACGUGUGGAUAUAGGGUACCAGAGCCUGAAGCAGGGAGAGCAAACCUCCCCUCUGUUGCAUCUGUGCUCAUAACAAGCAAAGGCAGGAAGAGCAGCAGUAAAGUCCUCCAGGGGUACAGAACUGAGGAGGCAUCACUGACAUCCUGUAUGGUGAGAGAGCUGAAGAAGAGGCGGGUUGUAGAAUGCAUGGGAAGAGCAGUUCAAAUUAAGUCAACAUAUGAGCUGGUGUUAGGAUGAGCUGAUACACUGUGGGUGGAGCUUGACUUUGUGGUCUACCCCUCUUGUUGGACCAUGAAACUUGGGCCUAGGCGGUAUGAUGUUUGAGAGGAUGUGGGGCACAGUUUUCUGUUUCUGUCUGUCUGAGAUACACAAAGAGAGGUAAAGAGAGAUACCCCUGAAAUAUUGAGGGAGCAAAUCACAAAAUAACCCAACUCUUACCGGUUAUCUACAAACCUACAAAGUUUGCAGAGUCAACACACCAGAAGGUUCUGAGAUAAGUCACGCCCUGUUUUCCUCUUUGGCAGCGCAGUGAAGAACAUCAGAAACAUACCAGCACUUGCACUUUAAGAGGAGAGAAAAGAUGCAGCUCUCUCCGUCUGUAUUUCUGCUCAUAAAGAAACCUCCUGCUUUUUCUCUCCAUCACAUGAUUUAAAUGGCAGUGGGUAACACUGGGCCUGGCCGUCAUACUGGAGAAUGUGCUGAUAUAAAUAUAGUGCACACUGUCAAACUCUUAUCAAACCUGGAAAUGUGCCACACUGCUGGGUUUGAUUCUUCUACACUGUGAAAAAUGUGCAGAAGAAAGGGUGGAAGAACAACUUUAAAAAUGAAGAACCAUUUAAAACACAAAUUCAGUCAAAUAAAUACACAAGGAGGAAUAAAACGAUGUUAGAAACAAAUUCAGUUCACUCAGAUCCUGUAAACUUUGAAACUGAAGGUUAAACCCCCUUAAGCUCCCAUGAAGACUUUUUUUUGACAUCUUUAAGAUAGACUGAAAUUCAUAUUGAUUCCUUUUUACAAAAACAAACCAGACCAUCAAUCACAAAAUUGUUUUUGACGCCUAAACCUGAACUUGUCAUUCACAUCCUCCAGUAUUUUUUCUCACUAAAAGUUCACCUUUCUGCAUUUUAAAUGUUAGAUAAUCCCUCCCUUGCCCUGUGCCUGGUGUAUCUGCGUUCAUGAGAGGCAAAGGCAGGGAGAGCAUCAGCAAAGACCCUGGGAUGCAGACCCAAGGAGGCUUCAAAGAUAGAGGAUAGGUACCAAUGAACCUUUGACAUAUAAAAACAUUAAAAAGUCUUUCAUUAUUACACAGCAGCAGGGUGAUCAGUAUGUUAUUGAUAGUCUCUCAUGUGGUCUUAAUUAUAAUCAUAAUUGAGGCAUCAGUGUUUCUUUAAACUCUGCAGCAGCGUUACGUUUCUCUAAAGCGGCAGAGCUGUUGUUUUUCCGAGUUUUCAUGUUGAUCUGCAGACAGAGCGCCUCAGUCAGCUGUUUAUGAGCUCUGUCUGUCUGUGUCUCUGUGAAAAGGAGGAUUUACAGCCACUGCUGCUGAGCUUUAAUGGUGUAACUCUGCUGAAUAGGAUGUUUGAAUGGAGCCUGACACUCUGCUGUCACCGCCGACAAACACUGGAAAUAACAAGAGGACCGAACACAAACAGUAUCAGAGUGGUACUGUUCAAAGAUCUGUGAUUAAGGCGCUCAAAUUAUUGUUCUUAAACAUCAAAAUCAGAUUCACCCCUGGGCAGGUAACCCUACUUUAUAUAACAGGGGGCAGAAAAGUUAUUAUUGUUUUAAAUAACAGGGACAUUGACUCACAAUACAAAUCACUCAAGGUUUAUCUAGGGAUCUGGGGAUUGUGAGCGUGCAGGAAGCUAGAAUGACUAUCCAAAGGUGUUCAGGGGUUAUUACUGUGAACUUUAAUAUCUGUGGCAGGUUUAUGAUUCUCUGUAACAAUAUAAACAUGACCUCACAAUGAUGAGAGAGGCAGUAAAUGACUGAAAAUAGUCUUGAAUAGACCCGCAGACAGCAGCAGCAGCAGCAGCUUCGAGACUCAGGGAGAGUUUUUCCUGCAGGCCCAACUGAAGGUCAGGUGACGUGUUCGGGAUAUUUUCUGCAGCACAAAGCUGACUUUACUGCUCCACGGUACAGAGCAGGAAACAGAUGUGACCCUCCCACCUGUCAGAAAGACCCCCACCCUUCCCCUGAAGCACACACACACACACUCUGUGUUCAGUAAUCAGAGGAAGAGCUGUUGCAGUUUUGUUCCAGCAGCAGCUUCCGUCAGCUGUGUGAUGAUAAACUUUCCAUCAGAGACUCUAAAUGUAACUUUCCAACAGCUCAGCUUUAAAACCAAAGAAUCUGAUCGUUCAUCUGCAGAUAUCGAGUUAACUUUUAACAAUAUCAGCUAUCUGCAUUUGGUGAUCACUGUGCCUGUGUUUUUGAAAGCGAAGGACUGGUCUGUACCUGUGAUCAGACUGCUGCUGGUCUGUGAAGCCUUGAUGGUUCAGGUAUUUACGUUCAGCUAAUUAGUGUGAUCAUUAUGUGCUUAAUGUGUGAAUCUCUUUAAUGGCUGUGCGUAAUUGGCCUUGUAAAGGAUCACUAAUGUCAGACUCACACGUCACCUGCAGAGACACAGAGGAGGAUCCACCUCCUUUAAAAGCUGCUCUCUGAUUGAUGCGUGCUGCUCACCUGCAGGUUGAGCUCAUUUUACCUCAGACAUGAUUGAAGAUUGACCUGAAACAUGUCUCUUACUGUCAGCUGUCAUUUUGGGUUAGGUGUUGAUUUUUUACAAAGUGCACAGGCGGCAGGUGAGCUACAGUUUGGCAGCAGAUGUUUUGAUUGGCCCAGAGCGUCCUGACGCCUCAAACAUCUCAUCAGCCCAAGGCGAGCCGGCGCAUUCGCUCUGACAACAGGCAGACAGAUAGAGAGGCCCUGUGAUGAUCUGUGGAGAGGGAAGAAAACCCGAGUUUAAACUGCUGCAGAUACCGACGAGAAAAAUCAAUACAGCAGCACAGUAGUAUGAUAUUUUGUGUGAUGUAUCUCAUCGUCUCAUUAACCAAGUAUCGAUUUUUUCAAAUUAAUUGCUAAUAUGAGGUCAAAUCUAUGGUUAUGGAAAAAUUAAAUCAACUGUUUGUCGAGGUGACAUCAUAGAGCAGGAGAAAGUUAGUGCAGCAAAUAUAUAUCAGGUUUGCAAGAUGUGCUACAUGAAAAAAAAUACAGCAUAAAUAAAACAAACAUAAAGAAAAGCCAAAUGCUAAAUUAGCUAAACAGUUGAAAAAAUUGUAUAAAUUGCGAUAUAUUGUAUCGCAAUACUCACUGUAUUGAAAAAUAUUAAAAAUGUUAAUAAUAUCAUAUCAUGGCCUAAGUAUCGUGAUAAUAUCAUAUCGUAUUGCAUCGUAUCAUAUCAUAUCGUAUCGCAUUGUAUCGUAUCGUAUGGUAUCGUAUCGUAUCGUAUGGUGGCCCAAGUAUCGUGAUAAUAUCAUAUCGUGGUGCCACUGGUGAUUCCCACUGCUACUUGAGACUCCACAGGAGUGCAGUGAUAGAGUAAUGUAGUAAUACAGUAAUGCAAUAAUGCAGUAAUACAGUGAAGCACUAGUGCAGUGUUACAGUGAUUCAGUGGUGCAGUAAUGUAAAAUGUACUUCUAACGCUGAUAUAUUCAGAAGGAUUUCACAGUUUGAAUGUCCAACUGCAGUGACUCCUCCACACUCAAAGAUUGCUGAACGUUGAGAUGAUUCAAUCUUAUUAGAAGUACAGUUUUAUUAUCUGACACUUUUGCUCUGUAAAUGUUCGGCAGAAUUACGGCGUGGAGUCGGACAACCUGAAGACUCUGGUGGGGAAAAUGCGAGCGGCUCAUCACAACCUAAACAGCGCCGUGUCGCAACGCAGGAAGAACCCCGUCUACAACAGCAAAAUCUCCCAUCAGCCCUCCAAUGAGUUCCUGACAGCUGUGAUGGAGCUGAUCGGAGCUGCCAAAAGUCUGCUAAGCUGGCUGGACAGGUACACACACACUUGUUUACUACAGAUAAUCUCUAAAGUCAGCACAAAGUAAAGACAGCUGAAGAGAGUAAAUCCUUUUUUUAUUAAAUAUUCACUCAGAGACACUCGAUGAAACAGGUUUAGACAUGAUUUUUGAAACAUAUUAAUAAUAAUUCUACGGUAAUACCUUCAACUCACUGUGGCACGGCUUCAUACUGGGUACCAUACUUAAAAAUGAAGAAGCAGCAGUUGCUUGCGAGCUAGCUUAAGCGUCCCUCUGAGAGAUGAUAAGACACUUUUUAAAAACUAACUUUCAGAUUUUCUAUGAAACAAAAACAAACAUCUACCAGGAGUAGAUAAUUUCAAAAUAAAAGCACAGUUUGUUAAUAUAUGUGUGUGUCAAACAGCAGCAGCUCACGCACUGUUGUCAUCUCUGCUGCUUGUUAACAUGUCAACUGUCUGAGUCCUUCAGCUCCUCUCAGCCUGUAUCAGCAUGAAGAACAUUCCAAAUCACUGCAGCUGUAACACACACACACACACUGACAUGUUACAGCACUAUCACACACACGCUUGACAUUUGAUACCUGUCAUGUGUCACACACACCUUCAGCCUAACAGAUCUUUUGUGAAUCUGGCACGUUUAUUCUUUGGAUUGAGGGAUCCUGGAAACAUCUGCGGUACUAAAAUCCUGUGAAAAAGUCUCUUCACCAUCUUCAGUUUUGCUUUGAAAACGUUAAUACCUUUAUUUAUUUAGCACUUUUAAAAACAAGAGUUUACAAAGUGCUUUAACAUGCAAGAAAACAAAGAGGAUAAAAACAACAGAACAACAACAAGAGAACACGGGGAAAGAGCUUUGAACAGACUACUUGUCCUAAUGUGACAUUAUUGGCAAUAAAGAAAUAAAAUAAAAUAAAAAUCGUUGGAAGACAUAAAAGCUUUGAUGAGUGUCACAUGAGCUGAGACAUCACUAAAACGAAGACAGUAAAACACUGACAUUAAAAGAACUCGUGAUACCCAGCCAACACAGGAACCCAACCACAAAAACCUGAAACCAAGGAGACUAUUAUAAAACAUGAUUAAGAAUAGUAAAAGAUUUUAAAGAGGACAAAAUCACAUAAAAGUAAGUCUAUAAAAUGAGUUUUAAGUGAGUUUUUACAAAAUGCAAAACCAGAUACAGGAAAAGAAGAAGAUUAUGUUAUUAUAAUGUUUGAGAAAUUUGCCUUUAAUUUAAGAAAAAGUAUAAAAACUGUAAAGCAAGUCAUGAAAACAGAAUGAAAAAUUUAACUUAAUGAGUUUUUCUCUCUUUCAGUUUUAAAGUUUUAAAGUGCUUAAAAAAAAAAAAAACUAAAAGAAAAAAAAGAAAAGUGGUGACUGUAUGAGGCUGAUUGUCUCAAUGCUUGAUGCAAUAAAACAGUAUUUGUUAUAAUGUUUGAAAGGACAAAAACUGACAAAACAGUGACACAGCUCUGGUUUGACCCUGCUCAGAGAUCCUUCAGGGUGUUGGAGGAUCUAGAUCUUUCCUCUGAGCAGUGUCAGUCUGCCAGGGUUCACUGUUUCACUGCGGUUCACCUCAUCCUAACACCACCAUUCCCUCUCCAUGCAGGACUCCUCUGACCAGCGCCAACGACUUCACCUCCACCAAGAGUAAAAUCAUCCAGCUGUGCCUGGAGCUGACCUCCACCGUGCAGAAGGUCAGUCAGACUGAAUGAAGCAUAAACUAAUGCUAGAGUGUUUCUGAGAGAAGCUGCUGGUUUUAAAGAGAAAUCAGAGAAAGGGGUCAGCUUGAUCUCUGAUGUUGGACUGUUUAUUUUCAGGCUGUGAUGAUGAUCCAGAUUACAGCUGUUUACAUGUUCAAAGUCCUUUUGGUGAAGAGUUUCUGUCAGAUAUCAGCCUCAGCAAAACAAACAAGAGAAAGUCUCAUAGCUGUCUCUCCGUCUUUGAAUUUAUGAAACUUUUCCUACUUUUCUGGAUGCUCUCCAAGUUUGAUUUAGUUUAUUGGGGAACCUGAAACUCAACUGAGAUUAAACUAUUUAAAGGAAACUCAUGUCCAGGUCCUGGCAUGUUUAAAAUGAUUGCAUACAUUAUUUUAUUCCUCCUCUUGUGUUGGAGAAUUAUUGACGCUGGGAAACCCUGAUGAGGAUUGAUCCACAGUUUUCAUGCUAUUGUUACAAGUGAAAAUACUGCAUCAACACAAAAGUCUGAUUCCUUGUUUAGACAAAGGACAGGUGGAAUAUAAAGGUCAGGUUUUAGAGUUGUGAAUGUUGUCCCCCAGAGUUCGGUGCAGCGUUGAAGGCGUCGCCUGCUGCGCUGUCAUGCAAUCAUCCUGUCAGCCUGUUUACAGGGAGCUGUUAUUUCACCGACCGCAGGAGGACUCCUCUCAGUGAGGCGUUCGCUGUCCCUCCCUCUGGUUUCACUCUCCUGUAGGCUGUCAUUUCUCAAAUACUUUUGCUUUCCCGCUGAUUCCUUUCCGUCUUUCCACCACACUCAGAGCUCUCCACACUCUGACUCCUGAAGGAGACUUUCCUUAUAUCACAGGAUGGGUUAGAGUUAAAGUUUCCCUUUUUAAAAACAGGACAGAUAAACUGUUCUCCAGCGUCAGAACUGUGGAUCUGAUAUAUUUGUCUUUAUUGCACAGAGCUCAGUUUCAAACAUGCACUUGUGUCUGUUUUUUUAACCACAUAGAAGGUUAUCGUGAUGUUUGAGAGGGAGAGUGCAUCUGUUUCAGCGUCAGCAAAAACUCCGGAAACUUCCUUAACAUCCAGGAUUUCUCAUGUUUGAAAUCAUUUCUAAAACUAUCUCACUUUUUUAUGUUUUUGAUAAACAUGUUUGAGGAUUUCAGACUUUGUGUCUCUCUUAAUUACAGAACUGUACUGUUUAUGAGAUCGAGGAGAAGAUUCUGGAAGUGGUGAGUGCUGCUGCUUCUUUUUCUUUGGGUUUGCAUGUUAGAAGAUACACACACACACACACAAACAUAUACACACAGGGAACAGCACAGGACACUUAGAACAAGACAGGAAAAGUAAACGUGUGUGUCUAUGUGUGUUUGUGUGUGUGUGAGUCCUUUGGUUUGUUUAUCCAGCUCAGUCAGGACCAUCCUCUUCCUGUCUCAGAUAACACUUCCGGUUGGCGGCCCUGUUGUUCCCAGAAAUCAAAUCAGCUGAUGUUGAAUCAGUUUCUGUCCUCACAUCAGUUUCUAAUAAGACCUCAAGCUGCAUAAAUCAGCAGUAAAAAACCUUGUAUCAGUAAAAAAACACAUCCUGGUCUUAUUCAAACGUUUCUGCAGACGCAGCGAGGCGGAAGGAUGACUCUCACAGUGUCCUGACAGACUCUCAGAGAACUCUCCCUGUGUUUAGCUCAGUGGUUCUCAAAGUCCAGUCCUCGGGCCCUCCCCUGUCCUGCAUGUUUUGGAUGUUUCCCUGCUCCAACACACCUGAUUCAAAUGAUCAGCUCGUUAUCAAGCUCUGAAAUGGCUUACUAACGAGCUAAUCAUUUGAAUCAGGUGUGUUGGAGCAGGGAAACAUCCAAAACAUGCAGGACAGUGAGCCUCGAGGACUGGACUUGAGAACCACUGGUUUAGCUGUUGCUAUUUUCUGUUUUAUCCUCUUAAAUUUUCAGGAUUUUACACCUUUAUCUGAAUCAUAACAAACAAACAUUUAAUUUGAAUUGGUGGAGAAAAAGUCUUUGGUAUCUUAUACUCACUUUGCUGAUUCUCUCCCCACCUCAGGCUUUAAACUUACAUUAUAAAAAGUGAUUAAAGCGUUAAAGAAAUUUAGGUCAAGCAAAUACAGGUAAGGGAAAAUGUGACCUGAGCAGGUUUUUACUGAGAAGGACCUCCUGUUUACACACUGCUAUUGUCUGCUAAUCAGACUCCACAGUAUUCUUGGUGUCCAUCUUCAGUCUUUUCAGCCUUUCCUGCUGUUCAGUUUGUUUGUCCAGGUGCCAUAUUUAAAGCUCUAAAGCAGUGCAGAUUGUGUGUCAGAGGUUGUGUCGUCAUGUGACUGUAAAACAGGCCAUGAGAAUCAUCUAAAUUUGUAAAGCAAUCAAGAGGAAAUGCAGGAGUAAUCUCUCCUGAGCAGCAUGUUGUUCUUGUUUGCUUGUAAUUUCCUCGCUGCCUCUCCUGACCUCAGAUCCCCUGCUGGGUUUUCAGGGUUCACUUUACUGAUAAAAUGAGGCUGAGGACUGUUUGUGCAGGCCUCAGGCUGCUGGAGGAUCCUUCUCUAUGUGUUUCUAACUAGACAGAAGCUACUGUGCUGCAGCUUUUGUGAGGAAUAUUUGCUUUGUUUGAUUUUGGCGCCCCAUGUGGACAUAAACAGUAUGUCUUAUCUCCUCUGACUUUAUUUAAGGGUUGUUUUUUUAAAGGUCAUAGUUGCUGACUUCGAUUUCUUCUUCUUGUUUUAGUCUCGCGCUCUGAACGGCAUCUGCGAGAAGACGGUGCAGGCGACUUCUGACCCCUCAAAGAGAGAGAUGUCCUGCCUGGAGGAGGUGCACAUCACCAACGUGAAGCCCGGGGAGGGACUGGUGAGUUUAGAGAGUCAAAGAUGAUAACCAGCUUUUAAAAUCGGAGCGUAUUUUAUAAAAACAGCUCAAAUGUCGGAUGGUGUCAGCGGAACGUAUCUGUCGGAUAAGUGCCGAGUUCUGAAAAAAGAAAAACCCACAACUCAACCCAACUUCCCCGAGAAACACUAACAGGUAGUUUAUGGCUGCACCAUGAACCACAAUCAGCAGCAAGUCCAGAACAGAAACAGAUGUAGGUCCAGAGAGAAAACCUCCAAAACCACCUCUGCAGGAAGAGAUUAUAGAGCGAGCAUGAGAGGGAAUUUCUAUAGCAGAUUCAUAUAUACUCUCAAACACCAUGUACUUAAAUGUGUGUCAUGUUACAGGGUAUUUACAUCAAAUCCACCUACGACGGGCUCCAUGUCAUCACAGGGACCACAGAAAACGUAAGUCUGCUGCUGGGGGUCAGGGGGUGGGACACAGUAAACAGCUCAGGUUGAAAAUACUCCUGAAAAUAUUUGUGAUACGUUUGUCUGACUCUCUCGCUCUGCUGCUCAGUCUCCUGCUGAUAAAACUCAGAGGAUCCACGCCGGAGACGAAGUCGUUCAGGUCAACAAACAGACUGUGGUGAGUCGACCAUCCUCUCUGCUCUGAAAAGGUCACAAAUUUAGACCACAACAACGGUGGUUUCUUCGAUAAAACCAGCAUCAGCUCAGGAUGUUCUGAGGUGACCAAAUCCCACAGCUUUUGAACCCAAGUUUUCAUAACACCUUAAAAAAACUCCUCCAAGCAUGUGGGACUCAAUGUGUGGGACUUUGAAUUCUUUAAUUUUGUAAUGAUGUCGCAUCUGCACGCACAGAGCAACCUUUGACAGAACAGUAAAAUAAGUACACAAGGGUGCCAUCUAGUGACAGCAUUUAACAGUGGAAACUCCUAAACUGGAUGAAGUGCCACAUUUGUUGUUUUGUUGACAGCGCAGGCGUAAAUACAACUCUUCUUCUGCAGUUGUUUUAGCAAAAUCUGGGUGCAUGUAUACACAGAUUACUUGAUUUUACACCCUUAGAAACAGUGUAUUCAGAUUAUCCGAUCCCUCAAAUUUUUAAUCGGAUCAAGAAACUUCGCCCAUGUAAACGCGGCUAAUAUUGUGAGAUGAUUUCUCAGCAUCAGUUCAGUUGCAUAGUAUUGACUGCCUAAUAUUUAUAUUCUGUUAAUGUAAAAGUUAAAAAAGGUAAAACCCAAAAUGUCAGACUACUUCUUUAACUGAUUCAAUUACUACCCUGAUACUUUUGGCCUUUUGCAGUUACAAUCAUUUACAGCGAAAUACUUAAGUAUGUGCAAGCGUUCCUGCAGUGCCCUCUAGAGAUCAUCAUUUUGAUCAGCGCCAACACUUCUGCUCUGUGAUUUGUACAGGUCGGGUGGCAGUUGAAGCACCUCGUGGAGAAGCUGAGGGCGGAGUCUGGAGGCGUGGUCCUCGUGUUGAAGAAGAGGCCGUCAGGAAUAACCAGCGGCUUUGCUCCAGCUCCGCUCAAAAACCUGCGCUGGAGGCCACCAAGUGUCCAGGUGAGGUUCUGUCACACCUGCUGAAAUGCCAUUGAGUAUACUGUAACAUACAGUAUGUGACAAUGGUUCCCUGAGUGAAGGGACUUCCUCUCUCUACCCACAUAUGUACAUGUGGAAAAUCUAACAGAAUGGAGAAAGAGUCUCAAUAUGACAGAGAAGAUCAAUUCAGUCAUGCUGUUACCCACAGGACACUUCACUUGUUUGGUUGUUUCUCUUUAACAACUUUCAACCUGUUUGCUUGUUGUACUAGGAACUUUUUACCUGUUUGGUUGUUCCUCUUUAACAACUUUUUACCUGUUUGGCUGUUCCUUCUCAACAACUAUUUACCUUUUUUUCUUGUUCCUCCAAUAACUUUUUACAUGUUUGGUUGUUCUUCUUUAACAAUUUCCUACCUGUUCAGUUUUUCCUCUAGAACGACUUUUUACCUGUUUGCUUGUUCCUCUUUAACAACUCUCUAUUUGUUUUGUUGUUCCUCUUUAACAACUUUUUAUCUGUUUUGUUGUUCUUCUAAGAAUUUUUUACCUGUUUGUUUGUUUGUUUGUUUGUUUGUUCCUCUUAACUACUUUUUACCUGUUUGGUUGUUCCUCUUUAACAACUUAUAACCUGUUUGGCUGUCCCAUCUCAACAACUUUUUACCUGUUCGGUUGUUCCUCUGUAACAACUUUUUACAUUUUUGGUUGUUCCUAUAAAACAACUUUUCACCUCUCUGGUUGUUUCUCUUUAACAUCUUUUUAUCUGUUUGGUAAACGUAUCAGAAACAUAUUGCUGGGCUCAGAGAGGGGAACUUCAGCUUUUUUUGUUUCAGUCAAACCUCUGUGAAGGUGUGGCUGAGUUGUCUCUGGACCUCCCCUGGUAAAUAAAGCCCCCCUCUCGCUGUAAUCUCAGCCUGUCAGUCCGUCAUCAUCUCUUCAGUUUUUUUCUGUUUGUGAUCUAAAAGCUCUCCAGCUGCUCGGUCUGCUGCUCCUCUGAGGUGUGUGUGGGAACAAUAGAUCCCUUCUUUACUUUUUCCUGGAAAUAAACGACAGGAAAGACUCAAAGAUCAGGCCGGUUGAUGUCAGACAUCUUUAGAAGGUGACUCACUUGUUACUCAACAAUGUGACAAUUAGGAUUUCACCAAAUCCCCCUUCAUGUUGACUGAGGUCCAGGAAGUGUGUUUGGGAAGAUAGGCGUGUAAAAUGUCCUGACUAUUAUCUCAUCCAUUGAAACAGAUCUGAGGUCAGUCUGUCUUUAUUUAGCUCUGUUGAAGUUGAUGUCUUAAAAUGCCGUCAGACUAACUUUCACUUUGUCAGAACAGAAAACCAGUGAACAGUAAAGUUCUGAUCCAGGUGUCCCCUCCAGCUCUUAAUGAUCAUUUCUUUUCUCCUCUCAUCCUGAGCAGAACUCUCCAGGAGCUCCAGGUCUCUUGAAAUGUCCACAGCCCGAAACCUCAGACUCACCUCUGAAGAGAGGGAAGACGGCCAUAUUGGAUCUGUAUGUCCCUCCUCCACCUGCUGCACCUUACAAACCACUGUGAGUACCACACUGACUGAUCUGAUCGUUUAUCCCGACUGUAUUUAAUCUCUACUCACAUGAACGUGUCUCUCCUCCUCUAAAGAGACUUGAACAUGAACGUGUCUCAAGGAGUCAAAAUGAGGCCCAAGUCUCCAAACUCGUGUCUGGACGCAGAGGUUAAGCGGCGCUCCAGCUUUAUCGACAAACCGCCGGCAGUCAGUCCCUCGUAUGAAGUCAACAAACCGGUCCCUGUCCUCCUCAGGAAGCGCUCGUCUGCUCGCUGUAAGACAUGUUUUAUAAAACUGGAAAAUUGAUCUUUGUUCUUCAUGCAUCUACAUCCUGUAACUUUUGUCUCAUCUCGCUUGCAGGUAAACCUCGACCCGUCUCCAUGCCGGUGGAGAUUUCAAGCGUCCCCGACUUUUCCCAGCCCGGGUUUAAAGGAAGAAAAGGUGAGCUACACCUGUCCCUGUCACACAGACGCUGUAAUCUGAGCGUUAUCAGUAACAGCCGCCUGUCGGCUUCAUUAACGGCUGCAGACUGAGCGCUGUGAGGAGAGUCGCGUGCUUUGAAUUUUUUACCUGUAGAAAAUUAACCCAGAGAGCUGCUGCUGCAUCCACACGGCUGAUUUCAGAGAAGGAACCGUGUGGCAGGAAAACAAACAGGCUGUCAGCAACUUUCAGGUUAUAAAAACCCAUUAAGAGUUUGAAAGUCAAAUGAACCAUCAGCAGCUGAGACGAGUUUGUCUUAUGGAUUGAACGUGUUUUCCUCCAGUCAUCUGAAAAUGUUUUUCUAUUCAUUUCUUUAUUUCACAGAAGUUUGACCAGAAAGAUCACAAAGUUUCACAAAGUCAUGUUCAUGAAAUUUCAGCUUUAAAAUGUGGCUCGAAAACCACCCCGCUGAAAAAUGAUGAUGUUUAUAAAACGAGGCGUCCUCGUCCAGUGGUUCUCAACUGGUGGGUCCUCACCCAAAAGUGGGUCGCAGACACGCUCUAGAUGGGUCACGAACAGCUGGUCAAAAAAGUAAAUAUUUAAUGCGCAUCUGAUGUUUGACAUGUCUUUUAUUUUGAAAAAUAGCUUAUUUUGAAAGGCAUGUGUUAUAUCGUGGUCCUCCUCGGUUUCUUAUUAAUGUGGCCUGAAUGAAGUAAAAAUACAUGUUUUUUAUUUUUGGUCUUUAUUUUGUGCAAUUUGAUAUUUGAUCAUUUCUGUAUAUGCAACUUUAGUAGUCGUCAUCCUCAGUUCAUGUGCUCUGAAAUACAAUUUACUCAAUAAAAUGGGUGUAUUUAUGUUAAAGAUUUGAGUCCUCAAAGGUUUUUUAUAUAAAAAAAUAAAUUUGCUUGAUCUGAAUUUUAUAAAAGUGGGAAGCGACUUAAGGAACAAGGGAAAAUGUGGGUCCCAGAGUGAGACCAGUUGAGAACCAAUGUCCUAGUCCACUGUCCUGGACUUGUGCAGAGGCCACACCCACCUGCCGCUUUAAAGUGUCAAUCAAACAAACAGAUUAAUGUUCACUGCAGACACUGCUGGGGUGUUUAUUCUGCAGAUUCCUCUUAAAGGGAACUUUGACUUAAAUUUUGACCUCCGUAGAGAAUAAUGUUUGUGUUGUCUGUCCCGUCUCCUCUUCAGGUCAGAGCGUUCUGCACAGAUAUCUGAGUAACGAGGGAAUCAGCACCAUCACGGAGGAGGAACCCUGCUACCCUCUGCCAUACCGAGGACACCCAUCCGUCCGCGGCGUCGACCACAUCAGAGGCAGCCAGUGCUUCAUCAACGCCGACCUGCACAACAGCGCCACCAUCCCCUACCCGGAGGAAUCAUCCAAAAAGUCCUCGUCCUCCAGCUCUGCUGCUGUAACCAAACAGUCCACGUCACUGUUCGGAGGUUUACUGGCCCGACUCAGGCUGCUGAGCCACUGACCAGGGCUGGACACGGUCUAAAACCUCUGUUUGGCUCUGUGAGGAGGUUUUUAUUCUCAGUGUGAACCUCAGGACAUCUGCGGGAGGAACGUUUCGGAAAAAAUCCAAAACAGCAGAUCACAAAGACUAAGGUUAGAAUCAAAGAUCUGACAGGAGGAGGAUUCCUGAAGGAGACUUUUCCAGAAUCAUCCGGCCUCUUCAGAGUCUGUUGAUGAUUCCUGCUUUCAUUCAGAAACACAACAAGGAGAAGAAACGCUGCUCUCAGACCAGUUAAUUGAAUUUUCCACCUUUUAGAAAACAAAAGCACAGAAAUGUGAGAUGAAGUCAGAUGAUUGACUGACGUGUUUCAUAGCAUUUUAAAGUCAAAAUCAAACAGGUCACCAUGCUCAGAGAGAGGGCAGAUAAUUUAUGAAAGAACAUAAAGAUUCAAGAAGAAAUACAGAACAGAACAAAAAACAGAUUAAUGAAAACUCUUCAAAACACUUUAUGACUUCCUAAACACUGAAAACUGUUUGAUUAACCUUUGAUACUUCUUACAGAAAGUCAGCAGGAGGAAAAACUCACUUUGAAACACUCAAAGUUUCUUAGUUUCUGCACAGACAUCUGUUUCAUCUUAGCUUUGAAGAUUUUUGGACUUAAAAUUGAACAAAAGUGAGAAAAUCUGUCAUGUCUGCACAAAUCUGCUUAAAUUAAGCAGAUUUUUGUUCAUAAACAUGCAUCCAGCGGGAACAAGGACCAGUCAGCAAAAAUAAAAUCAUCCUUGUAUUUCUAUAAAAGAACAGAAAGAAGCUUCUUUACAGAUUAUUCAUCACAGCUGCUGUAGUUAACAUAUUCCUCUCAAUCUCAGGAGCUUCUAGAGUUUUUGUCGUUGUUUCACAUUAUUGUAAAUAUGUUUUUUAAGAUUGAUUUAUCAUUACAGACCAAAUUUUAUUCAGUUAUUGAAGAAGUCUGUUUUUCUGAGAGCAUAAGUUCAUGAGACGGAGAAGAAAGUGGAAGUCAAGGGCACAGUGAAGUUUCUGAGGAUUUCUGACGCCUAAUGAGACGUGUUACAACACUAAUGAGGAAGUACACUUUUAGUUUUGGAGGGAGAAGUUAAAAUACCUUUUAAAGUUAAAACCACUUUCAUAGAACAAUAAAAUGUAACUAACAAAAUAUUAAUCUACUCAAUGUUUUCAAACAUUUUUAAAGACAUCUGUGUAUCAUACUAUUUUCAUUUUCACUGUUUAAAAAAAAACAAAGUCCAACAAACUUUAAAUUUGUCUUCCUUUGUUCUCAUGGUCCUCACAUUUACCCUAAAAGAAUAUUUCUGAGAUUGUGCCUGAUUUCAUUUGAACGUUACAAGCGCCACACUGUCCUUCAGAGAUUCACAAAGACUUUAUUUUCAGCAGUCGUCUGCUGAACGCUGCUUCACAUUUCAGGUGAAACUUCCUGAUCAAACAUUUUCAGGGUCAGUCAUGCACUCUAAUAAAAUAAUUCCUCUUUAAGACUCUUUAAAAAACUCCUGCAUGUUUGAGAUAUCUUCAUGAACAUGAAGGAGAACUCAGUGAAGGAGUUCCUCAGGGCAGGUUUCUAGAUCCUCUGAGGUUUACACUCUGGAAAGAGAGUUUCUGAUUUAUUUUAAGUGUCUUUUCACUAACCAAACAUUGUGCAGAAGCUUUCAUACAGACUAACAGAGUGUACUGAAUAUUGUAAAUAUCACAGAAAUAACCUCGUUUGUUCUUUACUGAAUCAAAUUCCUUAAACCAGUGACACCAAAUCUUUUAUGUACUUUUGAAAAAAGUUUAGAUUAUUGUUUUCAGAGCAUAUAAUUUCUAUUCAAAGUGAGAUAGCUUUGGGAAGAGAACAUUUCAGACAUGUUAUGUAUUACCACUUACGGCCACAGGGGUCACUGUUGUGUAGAAGUUACAUAAAGUCUCAUUGGAAGUUUAUUGUACAGGUUUCUGAACUCUGGAGGUUCCUGUUUGUAAAGGUCUCAUCGCCUUUAUCAUAUUUGGAUUUUUUUUUUGUAAAUAUUUCAAGUUCUCUGUAAAAAUCUCUGAGUUUAACCAUUUCAUUUAUGAUGUGUACAUCUGAAUCCAGAGCUGCAGUAUCAUGUCUCUAUCAUCCUCUGUCAUUUCAGCAAAAUAUGAACAAUAAAGUGCAAUUUAUCAGAAAA